CGUUUCUUCCUCUCACCGCCAUGAAGCCUGUUCAUCAACGCCUCAAUCUCUAUACGGUUGGCGAUGAGGCGUAUGUAUUCGUUCCAACCGGAGAAUUUGCGGCCACACAGUCAUUAACCGUGCACCGCGCUACCGGAGAAGUCGUCCUUAAUCCUCCUCACACCCCAAUACCUCAGCAUGCUAGUCGCUCCGGGAAAUCUGUGCAUGGCAUUCUCGGAAUGAUAUCGCUUUCGCUUUCGGAAUACAUUGUUAUUAUCACCGGGCGCGAACUCAAAGGACGUCUCUGUGGCCAUGAUAUAUUCCGCGCUUCAGAUUUUGAUAUUUUACCACUUAAUCCCAACGUCAACGUCAUCAGCCCUCCCCAUCCUGUUGAAGGACAUCUUCUCGCCCUUCUUCGCUCUCAUCUACAGUCUGGCAACUUCUUAUUCAGUUACGGAUGGGAUAUAACGCGACGCUUGCAAGCUCAAUGGGCAAGCCAGAACAUUGAUUCAAACAAGGGAUUUUGGGAGGUGGCAGAUGAUAGGUUCUUCUGGAACAAAUUCCUUCAAACAAGAUUCAUAGAAUCCAGUGGAAAGCAGGAUUUCAGCAACUUCAUUCUUCCCGUCAUUUACGGAACCUUCGAUGUCCGGCCCAUCUUCAUACACGGAAGACACAUGCAACUGGCGCUGAUCAGCCGUCGUUCGCGUCAUCGUGCGGGAACACGUUAUUUCCGUCGUGGUAUUGACCACGACGGCCAUGUCGCGAACUUUAACGAGUCAGAGCAGCUUUUAUUUGUCGAACACCAAAAUACUACUGGAGCAGUCCGAGCGGAUGAUGACUUCGCCCACAUAUUCAGUUUUGUACAGAUACGAGGCAGUGUGCCGUUCUUCUGGGCGGAGGUGAACACAGUAAGGUACAAACCUGACCUCCAGGUUAUGGAACUCCCGGAUACCCCUGAUGCAAUAAAACUACAUCUAUUGGAGCAAGUAUCGACAUAUGGACCUCAAACAUUAGUGAAUCUGGUGAAUCAUAAAGGUCACGAAAAACCUGUCAAAGAUGGAUACGAACGCUGGGUGACACAGCUUAACCUCCCGGAUGUACGAUACCAAUACUUUGAUUUUCAUACUGAAUGCAAAAAUAUGCGAUGGGAUCGUAUCAGCUUGUUGAUAGAUAAACUGCAACUUGAUUUACAGAAGCAAGGCUACUUUCAUAUUGACUCAAUUGAUCCCAAGUCAAACAAGUUGCAAAAUGGCACGGUACGAACGAACUGCAUGGACAAUCUUGACCGCACCAAUGUCGUCCAAGCCACACUGGCUAAACACACCUUGAACAAGCAGUUACAGGAAGCAGGUGUUCUCACUAAAGAACAGGGUGUUGAUGAUUUUGAAACUUUGAGCAAAGACUUCAGAGAGAUGUGGGCUGACCACGCCGACGCUAUCUCGAAAGCUUAUGCUGGUUCCGGUGCAUUAAAGUCAGACUUUACUCGUACGAAUGAACGCACUCGAAAGGGUCUUCUGGAGGACGGUGUGAAAUCGCUUUUGAGAUAUCUCAAGAAUAAUUUCUUGGAUGGGGCGAGACAGGAUGCAUAUGAUCUAUUUACCGGAACUUGGAUACCUAGGCGCAAUCCUUCCAGCAUGAAUUUUCUCGUUUCAGACCCUCGGCCGCUCAUCAUUCGGUCUGCACCUGCAACUGCGUCGUUCUCCUUAUUCAUGAUUUGUGCGGGCUUGACAUUACCUCGCUCUUCAGAUUAUUCUCUCGUCUACUACUUCUUCCUCUGGAUCAUGCUCCUGCUCGCAGCAACCAUCUUCAUGGUCACAUAUGGAAUUGAUUAUGUUUCAUGGCCUAAAUUGGUUCCACUUGACUCAAUCAUUUACUACGAUGGACCUGGCUAUCGUUCGGCUAAGCAUGGUAUGGGUCUCAAAGGUGUGAAUGUCAAGCUUGGACUGGAUAAUGGUACCAAAUGGUUGAGUAACAAGGGCAAAGUGGGUAAGGAAGAGAGCAUUCCGAUGACACGUAAGAGGGUUGAUUGAGAUGGACUGUCGCGGACAUAUGUAGUUACAAGACUUGGUAUAUAUGCGUUGAUAAUCUCCAUUUUUUCUCGUUU
Molecule: messenger RNA, 2083 nt
Organism: Lentinula edodes (shiitake mushroom)
Lineage: Eukaryota; Fungi; Basidiomycota; Agaricomycetes; Agaricales; Omphalotaceae
Product: inositol/phosphatidylinositol phosphatase
Exons: 15
Coding region: 21-2009 (662 amino acids)
Biological process (GO): phosphatidylinositol dephosphorylation
Cellular component (GO): endoplasmic reticulum
Molecular function (GO): phosphatidylinositol-4-phosphate phosphatase activity
Source: RefSeq, a predicted model, not a curated record